Molecule: messenger RNA, 417 nt
Organism: Benincasa hispida (wax gourd)
Lineage: Eukaryota; Viridiplantae; Streptophyta; Magnoliopsida; Cucurbitales; Cucurbitaceae
Source: RefSeq, a predicted model, not a curated record
AUGGCGGACCUCGAAACCGCACCGGCAGCCAAAUUCCGGUACCGGAGAUUGAGCUACAGCGAGGAAUUUGAGGAGGCGUUUGGUAGAUACAGAGGAGGAGAACGGAUUUUGAAGAGAUCGAAGCGGUGGUUCAGAAUCAGAAAGGCUUCGUCGAUUGGAAGGAGAUUGAAGAAACUGAGAAUCCCUAGCUUGAGAAAGCUUUUGAGGAGGAAAUCGCAGCUGGUGAAUGCGAUGAGAGGGUCGAUUUCGAAGAUUUUGAAGAGAUUUAGAGAUGGAGAAGCGUAUUUGGGAGAUCUUUUUGCUGGAAAUUACUUGUUUCUUCAGGUUAAUCCAAGCUCCAUGAAAUGCUUGAAGAAUCAUCAUCGAUUUCCUCUUCAAAAUUUCCCUCAAACUUAUUCCCUCCCAAGCUUUACCUAA